Messenger RNA from Toxotes jaculatrix (banded archerfish), 1928 nucleotides. RefSeq names its product progestin and adipoQ receptor family member Vb (gene paqr5b). Bases 97 to 1179 code for a protein of 360 amino acids. The transcript has 8 exons. Lineage: Eukaryota; Metazoa; Chordata; Actinopteri; Toxotidae. The record is from RefSeq and is a predicted model, not a curated record. Gene Ontology annotation, cellular component: membrane. Gene Ontology annotation, molecular function: signaling receptor activity.
AUGGCAACACAAACCUUAUAAAGAACGGAGGCACACCCCGCUGGAGGCCUCAGUUCAGCUCACCUCUCAGACCGCCACAGCAGCACCUUGACAAUCAUGCUCAGCCUCAUCAGAUUACCACGAGUCUUCACCAUCAAUCAAGUCCCCAAAGUUUUCCAUGAGGACUGCAUCAUCUCCGGGUACCGACACCCACGCAGCUCAGCCACUGACUGCAUCCUGAGCCUGUUCCAGCUGACCAAUGAGACCCUCAACAUUUGGACUCACUUUUUGCCCACCUGGUACUUCCUGUGGAAACUAGUGACGGUGGUGCUGAUGCAGACAGCAUGGCAGGACUCCUUCACCUGGCCUCUGGUGAUCUUCCUGCUCUCGUGCUGCGUUUAUCCGUUGGCGUCGAGCUGUGCUCACACCUUCAGCAGUAUGUCAGCGCGAGCACGCCACAUCUGCUUCUUUUUCGACUACGGUGCCCUCAGUUUCUACAGCCUGGGGUCAGCCAUCAUCUAUUCAGCGUAUGUUUUCCCGGACAAGUGGGUGAACAGCUUCUUCCACCGGUGCUACAUCCCCAUCGCUGUGGUCAACACUGUCGUCUGCACCAGCCUGGCCUGCUACUCCAGGCUUGGCUUACCAUUUCUACAAUAUAAUCAUGACACCAUAAAGAGAUUCCCUGAGUGCCAGAGUCCGAAGUUCAGCAAAUUUCUUCGAGUUGUUGCCUUUGCCUACCCCUACCUGUUCGACAACAUUCCUCUGUUCUAUAGGGUGUUCCUGUGUGUAGGGGAUGGCUGUACAGACAAUGACACCAACAUCCUCCACUACAACCACGUCGCCUUGGCUUUCCUCACAGGUUUCCUGUUUGCCACACAUUUACCUGAGCGCCUGGCACCUGGCAGCUUUGACUACAUUGGUCACAGCCAUCAGCUCUUCCACGUGUGCGGCAUCCUCGGCACCCACUUCCAGAUGAAGGCCGUUGAGCAGGACAUGGUGACACGACGCGCCUGGCUCCUUGAACACUCCAUUCCCAUCACCUUUUCCAACUCAAUGGGUGCAGCGCUGCUUUGUGUGGUGCUGAAUCUGACUAUUAUCAUCCUCUUCAGUCUACCCCUCCUCUCUGCACCAGUCUGCCAGGAAAAGAAAUGUGGUAAAAGUCCAAAGAAAGCCUCAGCCAAGGUCUGCUCCUGCUGCUAAAUCACAAGCUCCAAAAGUCACAGCUGAGAGAUCUCAGCUGGUCACGAGACAUUCGAACAUGCAAAAAGAGUGCAUUAUGGGUGAAAUAAAAACAAUAUAAAGAGCACCCUGAGCUAAAGGGAGCUGAUAUAAUGUUUAAAUGAGUGAUAAAUUGCAGUCUACACUAAACUAAAUGGUGGUAUUUGCCCUUCAGACAUCACUGUAAUGGCUGCUGUUAGAUGUGGGGGGUAAACUGAAAAUAAGGGCAUCAUUUGCACAAACAUGCAAUGGAAAUUUAACAAAAAUGUUUGUUACCAUAAUAUGUGAUGGAUCUAAAUGUUUCUGAGGAAACUUGUUCCAGUAAAAAGCUCCAAAUGUAGUAGGUUAACUACAUUAUGAGGCAGUGAUUUAUAUGCUGUAAAAACCCUGUAAAAUACGUGUAAAAUAAGUGUAAAUUUAACUUUUAGACACUGUACCUGUACCUCUUUAUAGUGCUUGGGCUUGUACACAGCCUAAACAUAUCAAGACAAAGGCAGUUAUGACAAGGGAAGACAAAUAUUUUGCUUUGAACUGUCUUUAGUAAUUUAAUAGAUUAAAAGUUUAGUUACUGAUAAUUUAACCUAUCUGAAUCAAAACAAAGGUUUUCAGAGUAGUUUAUUUCCCUCAGAUGAUUGCCGUUUCUGUCCCAGUGGACAUUGUUCCUUUGCAAAACUGAAAGUAUUUAAGUACAAUGUUAUUUAUUAUUACUUUUUCAAAUAAACUGUAAAGCA